Molecule: messenger RNA, 681 nt
Organism: Acanthoscelides obtectus
Lineage: Eukaryota; Metazoa; Arthropoda; Insecta; Coleoptera; Chrysomelidae
Source: the annotation of a GenBank genome assembly
AUGGCUAUACGUGCAGCACCUGCUUCAACUGUAGAAGACAUCGUAUCAUUACUCCAACGCAAGUUUCCUGCUAGAUCCUUUGUGGUAUCCAAGCUGCCCAGAUGGAAGAAUGGUUUCACUGACUCUUUCAAGAACUCGGCUUAUAUUAUAUUCACUAAACCAGGCAUCAAGAUUAAACAGCUCUUUUACGUUGAGGAAAGUUCUGUGGAAGGACACAUAGAAAGCAGCGGGAUAAUUGCUGGUACUGAGACCAACAAGGUGAAAUAUUCAAUCAUUUGCCUUUACUGCCCUCCAUCUGGAGAUAUCAAUAUAUUCCUUGAAGGUCUAACAGCAAUCUUGAAUACAGCAGCAGAUACUAGUGAAAAAAUUAUUCUAUGUGGCAAUCUAAACAUCGACAGUUCAAAAACAACUCCUUCUUCAAUGUUUUUAGAAGACAUCUUAAGCUCAUUCAACCUGCUCAACUGUACUAUUGGACCUACACGAAUUUCUGUAAACAAAAACAAUCAAAUUUCGAGCACGACCAUAGACAAAGAACAGUACAUUAACUAUCUCGUAAAUGAAAGCAGGCAUCUACAGGAGCAUCAUGAGUUGAUUAUUGCUAGUAUCGUCGACAACGAAAUUAUCACCUCAGUAAGCAAGAUAAAAAAAAGAAUCGAAAAAACAGAUAGAAAAAUCUCAUAA